UAAGACACACUCACCUGAGUUGCCAGUAUCAAACUAAUAUCAACAAAAAUGAACGGUUUUAUACGUAUUACAGUGAACAUAUUUUUCCUGGCUUGCAUUUUGCUCGAGUUUCAGAUAUACCACGCUGAAGAGGUAGCUGAGAGACAAUGCAAUUACAUGGUGAAUCCAGAUGACGAACCUAACAAUGGUACCUUUGAUUCCUUUGCCACUGAACUUGAAUCUUACACGGGGUUAGGUCAAGCUCCUCACAGCAUAACCCUGAGUUGCGAAUUGAAACCUUGUAUCAUCAAUCCCAACGGCACAGCUAUAUGGGAGGCAAGGAUGCAUUUUUAUACGAAGAACAUGAUGUCUAACAACAACGAUCCGAAAACUACCCUGGAUGGGUGUUUGUGUUUUAGCGAAGAUUCUGCAGAUUUUCAGAACUGCAUGGAUGAAGUUAGGCAAAACAUGAUGGACCAAUUCGAGACAGUACUGAUGACGAAAUUUAUAGAAAUCGUCGAGAGCAACUGUACCACAUACGCGGAAAAUUGUUUAUAGAUUUGUAACAUUUAUCUCAGAAAUAUGCGUAAUACAGUAUUAGCCCGUAUAUUUUUUACGUUAAACCAUUAGCUGUGGGCGGCACGUUUUUAGAUUUAAGAUAACCAUAAUUAUUUUAAUAAUCUAUUUAUUUGUAAACAAAUGGUAUGUUAUGUUAUUAAUUUUUUGUUUUUAAUUAAGUAAAA
Molecule: messenger RNA, 722 nt
Organism: Anoplophora glabripennis (Asian longhorned beetle)
Lineage: Eukaryota; Metazoa; Arthropoda; Insecta; Coleoptera; Cerambycidae
Exons: 3
Coding region: 49-537 (162 amino acids)
Source: RefSeq, a predicted model, not a curated record